Molecule: messenger RNA, 673 nt
Organism: Tinamus guttatus (white-throated tinamou)
Lineage: Eukaryota; Metazoa; Chordata; Aves; Tinamiformes; Tinamidae
Source: RefSeq, a predicted model, not a curated record
CUCACUAUACCAAGAGUGAAAGGCUAUCUGCCAUCAAGUUUCUAGCCAAACGGGCAAGUGCUUGUGCAUCGCCAUGGCAACCAAACAGCCCCCACCGCUGAUGAAGAAGCACAGCCAGACGGACCUGGUGAGCCGGCUCAAGACACGGAAGAUCUUGGGGGUUGGCGGAGAAGACGACGAUGGGGAGGUUCAUCGGUCAAAGAUUAGUCAAGUCCUGGGAAAUGAAAUCAAGUUUGCAGUCCGGGAGCCGCUGGGCCUCAGGGUUUGGCAGCUGGUUUCCGCCGUCAUGUUCUCGGGAGUCGCCAUCAUGGCCCUCACUUUCCCAGACCAGCUCUAUGAUGCCGUCUUUGACGAGGAGCCGGUGAGCAGCAAGACGCCCGUCCGGCUCUAUGGGGGAGCCCUGCUCAGUAUCUCGCUCAUCAUGUGGAACGCCCUGUAUACGGCCGAGAAGGUCAUCAUCCGCUGGACCCUGCUCACGGAGGCCUGCUACUUCGCCGUGCAGUUCCUGGUUACCACUGUCUCCCUGGUUGAGAGCAGCCGGAUAGCCACAGGUGCUGUGCUCCUCCUGGUCAGCCGAGCCCUCUUCAUCCUCAUCAGCAUUUAUUAUUAUUACCAAGUUGGACGCCGUCCCAAGAAAGUCUAAUUCCUGGACUUUCUAUCAUGGGAAGGGUGG